AAUAUAAAUAUAGUUGAAAGUAAAACGAAGCCAAUCAACGGGCAGCUUUCGAAAGAUCAGAGCUACUCUAGUUCUUGUUGGACCCCAUUUUGCUUCCUCAAAUUCUGGUCAUCUCUCUGAAUAAAGAAGCUUCAACAGAGACAAACCCAUCGACCUUGCCGCCCAAUUUCCAUGGAGGACUACGACAGAUCUAGGCCUUAUGGAAAUGGGCAAACGAUGCAGAUAGAGAGCUACUAUGGAGGGCCUGGACCCUGUGUUAUGAGGAGCUACAGCACUUCUUACGUACAAACGCAGAUGGGUCCUAUUCCGAGGGGCUUGAAGUUGAAGAAGGGCAAAAGCAUUGCUGGGUCUUCUUUUUCCAAGUCUUGGAGCAUCAAGGACCCUGAGCUUCAGAGGAAGAAAAGAGUUGCUAGCUAUAAGAUGUACUCUGUGGAAGGGAAGGUCAAAGGUUCACUGAGGAAGAGCUUCAGGUGGCUUAAGGACAAGUACUCGCGGGUGAUCUAUGGCUGGUGGUGAUUUGGUGGGUUCUGUUCUCUGAUUUUUCGUCUGGAUCUGAAAUCAUGUUCACAAGUUUGAAUUUUGUGGUGGUGAGGAGAAUUCUAUACUUAAGGGGUAUGAUCAGUUUUAUUUUCUGUAAAUUGGAAAACCUGCUACUUCGUCGGAUCCUGAGAGAUCCUUCUUCAAGGUGAAAUCAUAAAUAUUUGCUUCUGUCUUCAAUGUUUCUCAAGCCUUGUUUAUAUACUAAUCAAUAAUGAAAAGCAAAAAGCUUUAGUGUUAAA
Messenger RNA from Neltuma alba, 779 nucleotides. RefSeq lists its product as uncharacterized. Lineage: Eukaryota; Viridiplantae; Streptophyta; Magnoliopsida; Fabales; Fabaceae. The record is from RefSeq and is a predicted model, not a curated record. The coding region runs from base 172 to 516 and encodes 114 amino acids. The transcript has a single exon.